Messenger RNA from Callithrix jacchus (white-tufted-ear marmoset), 642 nucleotides. RefSeq names its product NEDD8 ubiquitin like modifier (gene NEDD8). NCBI's taxonomy places the organism in Eukaryota, Metazoa, Chordata, Mammalia, Primates, Cebidae. Gene Ontology annotation, molecular function: protein binding. The record is from RefSeq and is a predicted model, not a curated record.
GGAGCCAGACAGUGACCCGGAAGCAGAAGUGGCCCUCGCAGGCAGAGUGCUGGAAAGCGGCAGCGGCGACCUGAGUGAUAGGAGCAGCAAUUUAUCCGUGUGCAGUCCCAAACUGGAAAGAAGAUGCUAAUUAAAGUGAAGACGCUGACCGGAAAGGAAAUUGAGAUUGACAUUGAACCUACAGAUAAGGUGGAGCGAAUCAAGGAGCGUGUGGAGGAGAAGGAGGGAAUCCCUCCACAACAGCAGAGACUCAUCUACAGUGGCAAACAGAUGAAUGAUGAGAAAACAGCAGCUGAUUACAAGAUUUUAGGUGGUUCAGUCCUCCACCUCGUGUUGGCUCUGAGAGGAGGAGGUGGUGGUCUAAGGCAGUGAUGGACCCUCCAUUUUACCUUCUUACCCUGUCGCUCAUAAUGAGGCAUCAUAUAUCCUCUCACUCUCUGGGACACCAGAGCCACUGCCCCCUCCCCUGGAUACCCAGUAAUGUAUGUCUACUGGUGGGAGACUAUGAGGACCCCAGGAUGCAGUAUUCCUGGCCCAGAGGGACCUUGCUGGCUAUUGGGUGUUAGUUUGCAGUACUGUGUGCUUCCCUCUCUUAUGGCUGUGUCCCUGAUUGUCAAUAAAAUAUUUCCUGGCCUCCUGGAA